Quercus robur (English oak) is the source of this 1053-nucleotide messenger RNA. RefSeq names its product probable phosphopantothenoylcysteine decarboxylase. Gene Ontology annotation, cellular component: phosphopantothenoylcysteine decarboxylase complex. The record is from RefSeq and is a predicted model, not a curated record. Lineage: Eukaryota; Viridiplantae; Streptophyta; Magnoliopsida; Fagales; Fagaceae. The transcript is spliced from 3 exons. Gene Ontology annotation, molecular function: FMN binding; phosphopantothenoylcysteine decarboxylase activity. Gene Ontology annotation, biological process: coenzyme A biosynthetic process. The coding region runs from base 175 to 813 and encodes 212 amino acids.
AUAAUAACCUCAGGGGAUUCAAAUGUUGAAUAGACGGUAGCUUUUGGAGAAACAGAGCAGCAGAGUGAGGAGACAAAUGGAAAGCAUUCCUCGUUGAGCGAAACUCAAUCGCGUCUGCCUCGUUUCAGUUUCGGACCAAAAACCUUAAAAUAUACUCGCUUUACUAUUAAGGUUAUGUCAUCCUCAGAACCUGUAAGUGAAGAAACGGAGCCAAUGCACGUCAAUGCUGCUCCCAGGAAGCCACAGAUUCUACUUGCUGCUAGUGGAAGUGUUGCUGGGAUAAAGUUUGGAAAUCUCUGCCAUUGUUUUUCAGAAUGGGCAGAGGUAAGAGCAGUUGCCACAACAGCGUCUUUACAUUUCAUAGAUAGGGCAUCUCUUCCUAAAGAUGUAGUUCUUUAUACGGAUGAUGAUGAAUGGUCUAGUUGGAAGAAAAUUGGUGAUAAUGUGCUUCACAUUGAGCUACGCCGAUGGGCUGAUAUUAUGGUCAUUGCUCCAUUGUCAGCCAACACACUUGGCAAGAUCGCGGGGGGAUUGUGUGACAAUUUACUGACAUGCAUUGUGCGAGCAUGGGAUUACAGCAAGCCACUUUUUGUUGCACCUGCUAUGAACACAUUCAUGUGGAACAAUCCUUUCACAGAACGACAUCUCAUGCUAAUUGAUGAGCUUGGUAUUUCUCUCAUCCCUCCUGUCACAAAGAGGCUGGCUUGUGGGGAUUAUGGCAAUGGUGCAAUGGCUGAACCUUCUGUAAUAUACUCAACAGUAAGGCUUUUCUUAGAGUCAAAGAUUCAACAAGGUGGCAGUAAUAUUCAGUAACUAGUAUUGCAAAGCUGGCAUUUACUGAUUAAAGAAAAAAGAGAAAGGAAUAAAGAAAAGAAAAGAGUUUCUAUUUUUAGGGGUAAUGGAAGAGCUGGUUUGCAUUUUAUGCAUAACAUGCUAGAUUUGUUGUCGUCCUUUAAAUCUUGUAUAGCAAUGGAAUAGAAUAGAAUAGAUAUAGAAGAAAUGAAUGGAAAGGAAUGAUAAUGAAUUAAAUAAGCAUGGUUUUUCUAUCUGGCA